AUCCAUCCAUCCAUCCAUCCAUCUAUCCAUUCAUCAAUCCAUCCAUCCAUCCAUCUAUCCAUUCAUCAAUCCAUCCAUCCCUUUUGAGGGUGCCAGGGGGAGCUGGAGCCAAUCCCAUGCAGCUGACAAAGGGUACCCUGGUGAACUGGGAUUUGAACCUUCUUGUUUUCAGUGUUUACCACCGCAGAUCAUUUUUUUCUUUAAAAAAUAUUUAGGCUACAGAGUUUGGUUGGUGACUAGUCAAACAUUUGUUUAGGAGGAAUGAGGGUUAGGGCUCGUGUUUUUGGUAUUUCUAGGAUCCGGGCUCCAGCUCUGCACAUGUGCUUUGAUCGGUUUGUGUUGAGUUUACUCUCUUGUGAUGACGUUGUUGCUGACGCAGGUUCAGGCGAUCAUCCAUGUCUCUGUCAACGACCCCCUCUCCUGAGAGAAGUUAUUAAAAGGUGGAACUUUCAAUGGAGAGCCUCGAUUAAUGGAGCAUCACUGCUCAUUCGAUCAGAGUGGAGAAAUACCAGGAUCGAUCACACACCUGCCCCGAGAAAACAACAGUCAUCUCAGCGAAAUGAACCUGGGGUGCUUCUGUGGUCUGGGACUGGUCUACGCCAACAAGUCGUGCACCAUGCCGCCCAUCACCUUCCAGGACCUGCCUCUGAACAUCUACAUGGUCAUCUUCGGGACGGGCAUCUUCGUCUUCAUCCUGAGCCUCAUCUUCUGCUGUUACUUCAUCAGCAAACUCCGACACCAGGCCCAGAGUGAGCGGUUUGGAUACAGGGAGGUGGUUUUAAAAGGAGACCCCAAAAAGCUGAAUCUUCACGGGACAUGUGCCGUGUGUUUGGAGGACUUCAAAGUGAAAGACGAGCUGGGAGUGUUGCCAUGCCAACACGCUUUCCACAGGAGGUGUCUGGUGAAGUGGCUGGAGGUUCGCUGCGUCUGCCCCAUGUGCAACAAACCCAUAGCCGGCCCCCCCGAGCAGCACCACAGCAUAGGCACUCUGCUGGAUGAACUGGUUUAACCUCUCAUCACCUCCCCAGUCUGGAUGGAGGUGGUGGUGGGGGGGCACACUGGACCAAACCAACUGGUAUAAAUUAAAGACCAAUAGGGAAGAGGGACACGGUUUUGCAUUUAAAAACAAAGCAAAACACCAACAGGAUGAUACUAUGUCGGGGUAACCUAGUUACCAUCUGGAGGAGGACUCUGAAGGAUGCUGUUGCAUAGCAACCAUGUCGGCGAUGGCACCACGACACCGUGUGGUGUCUGAGAGAUUCUCUCCAGCCGCCUACACAUCACUCCAUCACUCUUCUUUUCAACAUCCCCCCCUCUCCACCCGGUCCUUCACAUCUCCCCCCGCCGCCUCGAGUGAGGUUUAUGGUACCACUGCAGCGGAGAAGACUCAGUUUGGUUUCUCACAGCGAUGUGGACGAAUCAGUGUUGACGGAUGAAAGCGUCGGGAAGGAGGGAAGGAGGUUCCCCUGUGAGCAUGUCUGAUGGUUUGUAUGUGACGGUGGGCACUGAUGUGGAGUAAUAUCAGUAUUAGUGGAUGAUGUCAUCGAAACUCUUUAGGGAAAUGGAUCCUUUAUUCUCUCAGAUAAGAAAUUGUGAGAGAAAAAUUGAAAUUGAUAAUUUCUGAUCAGUAUCCCCGCCGGUGGCACGAGGAAACAUUGACAGAAGUUAAACUGCUGACAAAACAGAAAAUUCUACCAGUUGAUAAAAAAGGAUAAACCAGUAGAACAACCAUUUACCAGAGGACAGAGGAGAAUAUAUAGUGAAGCCACAGACAUUGUUGAUUAAAUCUGCUUUCAAGGGUAUUAGAUUAUAAAUUGAAGUCACAAGGGAAAAAUGAUGGAAAAGGUGGAUUCACGGCUCAUCAGUCAAACAUUUAAUUAUUCAUACGCUCCCAGAAGAAGCUGCAGGAAAUGAAUACGUGUUUUUAACCAAGUCCUCUCACAAUGCCACUGAUCCUGAUGAUUUAAGCGUGAAAUCCAUGGGGGUGCCCACCUCUGCAGUGAUAUCCUGUAUGUUCUUCAUACUGUACAUGCUCCAGUUGCUUUUAUUCCACUGGGAUGUUUUAUUGUGUUAAUAUAAAGGGAAGGAACUUUCUCCUCCUGCCUCCUCACUGUAACACUUUGAUUCUUUGUUAGAAAAUGUGUCUUUUUUUUAGAUAUUGCACUUUGAAAUUCUCAAAAAAAAUGAUUCUAUGCGUCUGUCCGUCUAAUAUUUUAGACAAAGGUUCGGACGCAACACAGCAGGUCCCUGUUUUCAGGUGUGGGAAAUCUUUUAUAAACGUAUAUAUAUGAAGCACCAGGGAUGCUGCUUCAUCUCAAGAAAAGGGAAGCAGCCGUGCAGAACUGAGGUCUUGUUCCGUGAAUUCAUCUGGGAAGCAACAAAAUCUCACUUUCAUACACGGGAGGCUCGUGGCAUUAUUUCUCGUGAUCCUGUUUUUCAUGCCUUGGUUGUGUUUUUUGUUAUUUAAAAUGAUUAAUGAAGCAAGACACUGCCAAAAUUGAGCACAAAACUCACAAAGCACAUUUUACAGUAGGCACUUGUACUGGAAUCCCACAGACAGACACACACACACACACACACACACACACACACACACACACACACUCAGAGUUGACUCUGUUGAAUUCACAUCCCUGUGCCAAUAAAAUAAAAAUAAAAAACAUCCUGUUGCAUAUGAGCCGGAGAAAACGUUCGCUCUGAUUCUGACCACAUUCCACGUUUUGUAAACCAACAGAUGUAAAUAACUUGGAACAAUAAUAAAUACAGUUGUCUGUUUUGCGCACCCCCCCUCUCUUGCUUC
Messenger RNA from Platichthys flesus (European flounder), 2800 nucleotides. It is a transcript of the gene rnf122, whose product is annotated as ring finger protein 122. Bases 470 to 1009 code for a protein of 179 amino acids. The transcript has 7 exons. The record is from RefSeq and is a predicted model, not a curated record. NCBI's taxonomy places the organism in Eukaryota, Metazoa, Chordata, Actinopteri, Pleuronectiformes, Pleuronectidae.